ACUCUUCACCUCUCCGUUGUUUUCGAUGUGGAGGCUGAAAGCUGGACGCGGUUUUGAGGCGGUCAGUAGUUUGUGUGGAGUUUAAACGGUGGGGCUUCUUCCUAAGUGCUGCUCUUGGUCAGUGGGCAGUCGGGAGUGAUGGAGUGACGCUGUGGCGAUUCAGCUCUGCGGGUUCUGGUGGUGGAAACAGCGGAAAGUCCAUGUUUCUCCACCGCAGCAGCAGCACCCGAACACUCGGCGCUGACCGAGUAACACGACCAAGACAUCACGAUGAAGAUGGAAAGUCAGAGUGAGACUGAAGUCUGGUGAUCUAGGCCCUGUCGCUUGAAGCUGUGGGGUCAGGGGAAGCGGAUCUCAGUAGGUCUGCUGGCCUGGAUGUUUAUCUUAUUCUUCUGAGUGGAACUGAAUUACAUUCCAUCCUGGUUUGAGUAGGACUUUGGAUCAUCUGUCUUAAAGUAGCGCACCUGCCAGGACUGACUGAAGUCUGGUGAUCCAGCCCCUGCAGCAUGAAACUAUGUUGUAACAGAAAGCUGCUCUUGCUGAGUUUGCUGGUCUGGAUUCUGGUCUUGUUUAUUGUUUUCUCCCAAACCUCUUUAGACUCUCCUUUGAAAAGUGCCAGCUACUUCAUAUGGUCAGUUCCUGCCCAGCAUAGCUUCAAAGCCAGUACAGUCUCCCAAGGGACUCAUAGCAUCAGCUCCCAGCACACCAACUCCACUCAAGCCAGCUCUGGGCGGCCGGUGGAGGGGAAAGGACGCAGCAGAGAUGUUGGAGGUAAAAGACACAAGCUGACCCCGAAGAAGAGGGUAAAGGAAUCAGAAGACGGGGAGGAAUAUUUCUCCAAUGGCAGGAAGGUGGUCUAUGGUCUGUGGAUGGGCCUAGUUUCAAGCAAAAUGCUGAGUGUACGCCUGCAGAAAGCCAAAAAGGCAAAUACUAAUACUAAUAAAUACAGUGUGACUUAUGUGCAGCAGCAAAGCAAACAGCUAGAAAAGAAGGAGCUACUGUGUCAGCUGAAGCAGCAGGUCCAGGUCAGGACACUGGAUGGGGCUGAGGAGCCCUUUGCCAGCUUGGGCUGGAAGCAGCUGGUGCCUUCCCAGCCCCUAUUGAAACUCCAUGGCACCCCAUACAAGACCUGUGCUGCGGUCUGCUCAGCUGGUGCCAUUCUCAAGUCAUCACUGGGAAAAGAAAUUGAUUCCCAUGAUGCAGUGGUUCGCUUCAAUUCUGCUCCAACUGAGGGCUACGACAACGAUGUGGGCAACAAGACCACCAUCCGCCUCGUGAACUCAAAGGUCAUGGGUGAGCCAGAGUAUAAUUUCAACACCAGUUCUCUCUAUAAGAACGUCACACUGGUGGCGUGGGAUGCUUCCAACUAUUCUUCUGACCUCCAUCAGUGGUACAAAAACCCAGAUUUUGACUUGUUCACGGUGUACAAGGACUACCGGACACUUUCUCCAGAGCAGCCCUUCUAUAUCCUGCACCCGGAGUUCAUCUGGAGCCUGUGGAAAGUGGUUCAGGCCAACACUAAUGAGAACAUCCAGACUAACCCACCGUCUUCUGGCUUUAUAGGCAUUGCCCUCAUGAUGGGUCUUUGUGAGCAGAUCGAUGUGUACGAGUUCAUCCCGUCCAAAAGACAUACGACCCUUUGUCACUAUUAUACCAAGGACCGUGACAUGGCUUGCACGUUGGGUGCCUAUCACCCGCUACUCUUCGAGAAACUCCUGGUCAGGAGGAUGACCACAACCUCUCACUCUGACUUUUCAAAUAAGGGCAAGGUCACCCUGCCGGGGUUUAGUAAGAUCACCUGUCCACCAUGAUGCUUCAGGAUCAAACAUGACUCAAGAGAGGUCUCAAAGUGGCCCAGGCUUUCAAUGAAAAAUGUAAUGCAUUGAAUGGACUUGAUUCAAAUUAUGUUUUGUUGAUUUUCUCAGUAAC
This is a messenger RNA of Colossoma macropomum (tambaqui), 1929 nucleotides long. RefSeq names its product ST6 beta-galactosamide alpha-2,6-sialyltranferase 2b (gene st6gal2b). Lineage: Eukaryota; Metazoa; Chordata; Actinopteri; Characiformes; Serrasalmidae. Gene Ontology annotation, molecular function: sialyltransferase activity. The record is from RefSeq and is a predicted model, not a curated record. Bases 507 to 1811 code for a protein of 434 amino acids. The transcript is spliced from 8 exons.